AUGAGCUAUGACCGUUAUGCUGCAAUUUGUUACCCACUUCACUAUCAUGACAUGAUGUCAACAAAAAAGCUUCAGCAUUUUCCAUAUGUGUUCCGUACUUUUAUGUCUCUAUAUUUUAUGAUGUUUCCUCCUCUGUUUAAUCCAAUUAUUUAUGGUAUCAGUGGUCAGGUUAUAAAGAAACAUAUUAAGAAAAUAUCCUGUGUUAACAAAAUAGCUAUCAUGAAAAAAUAA
Molecule: messenger RNA, 231 nt
Organism: Silurus meridionalis
Lineage: Eukaryota; Metazoa; Chordata; Actinopteri; Siluriformes; Siluridae
Product: olfactory receptor 6C74-like
Exons: 2
Coding region: 1-231 (76 amino acids)
Source: RefSeq, a predicted model, not a curated record